This is a messenger RNA of Papaver somniferum (opium poppy), 2892 nucleotides long. RefSeq names its product potassium transporter 5-like. Gene Ontology annotation, cellular component: membrane. The record is from RefSeq and is a predicted model, not a curated record. The coding region runs from base 243 to 2603 and encodes 786 amino acids. The transcript has 9 exons. Gene Ontology annotation, biological process: potassium ion transmembrane transport. Gene Ontology annotation, molecular function: potassium ion transmembrane transporter activity. NCBI's taxonomy places the organism in Eukaryota, Viridiplantae, Streptophyta, Magnoliopsida, Ranunculales, Papaveraceae.
AACGAUCUUCCAAAUAAGCGUUGAAGUUAAAAUCCUUGAAUCUUUCAUGGGAGUUUGCCUUCAAACGCCACUGACUUAGUUUCAUGUUAAACUUGUUAACUCUCUACAGGUUGUCUGUUAACAACUACUCUUUUCAAUAUAUAUAUAAGAAAUGAAGACUUAAUCAACCUUUUUUACUCUCCUAUAAAUUAAUCAAGGCUGCUGGUGAACAAAAGAAAUCCAAAGAAUCGAACCACUGAAAAAUGGGAGACUUUGAUCAGAAGAGUAAUGAGAUCGGAGAUGCAGCGGCAACGACUGAACAAGUCGAGAAGGGAUUGAAAGAACGGAAGGUUUCCUGGGGAAAGCUUGGCCGUAUAGAUUCACUGAACAGGGAAGCUGGAAAAGUUUCUAAUGAACCAGGUCACAAGAAUAAGUUGGACUGGAAAACGACACUGAGCUUGGCGUUCCAGAGUGUUGGAGUGAUUUAUGGAGACGUAGGAACAUCUCCACUCUACGUAUACUCCAGCACCUUCUUGGAUGGGAUCAAGCACAAGGAUGACCUGCUGGGUGUUUUGUCUCUCAUCAUUUACACAUUAGCAAUCUCUCCGAUGAUUAAAUAUGUCUUUAUCGUUUUGUGGGCUAAUGACCAUGGCAACGGAGGAACUUUUGCACUCUAUUCCUUGAUAUGCCGCUACGCAAAGGUAGGAUUAAUACCUAAUCAGCAGCCAGAGGACAGGGAGCUAUCACACUAUAAACUGGACAAACCAUCAAGCCAGUUGAAGAGAGCUCAAAAGAUAAAAGAAAGACUAGAGAACAGUAAAGCUAUGCAAAUUUCACUCUUCUGUCUCACAAUCUUAGGGAUUGGCAUGAUUAUUGGAGAUGGAAUUUUGACUCCAGCCAUCUCAGUGCUUUCCGCAGUUGGUGGCAUCAAGUCGUCGGCAAAAUCUCUCAAUCAAGAUGCCGUCGUCUGGAUUUCCGUGGUAAUCUUGCUCCUUCUGUUCUCUGCACAACGGUACGGCACAGACAAAGUUGGCAGUACGUUCGCUCCAAUCAUCCUUGUAUGGUUUGCUUUCAUCAGUCUCACUGGUCUCUACAAUUUAUUCAAGCAUGAUGUGACUGUAUUACGUGCAUUUAAUCCAAUGUACAUAAUACGCUAUUUCCAACGAAAUGGCAAGAAUGCAUGGAUAUCUCUUGGUGGGGUUGUGCUGUGCAUUACAGGAACUGAAGCUAUGUUUGCUGAUCUCGGUCAUUUCUCGGUCCGCGCAAUUCAAAUCAGUUUCUCCGGGGUUGUUUUUCCGGCACUACUAUCCUGUUAUAUCGGGCAAGCUGCAUACCUCUCCAAAUUUCAGGAUGACGUUCAUGAUACUUUUUACAAGUCAAUUCCAAAGCCAAUAUACUGGCCAACCUUCGUUGUUGCUGUUGCUGCUGCAAUUAUUGCUAGCCAAGCUAUGAUAUCCGCAGCUUUUUCAAUCAUAACACAAGCUCUAAGUCUUGGGGCCUUUCCGAGGGUUAAAGUUAUUCACACUUCUGCUAAGUAUGAAGGACAAGUUUACAUUCCUGAGCUCAACUACUUUAUUAUGAUUGCCACUGUUCUAGUCACGCUUAUAUUCCGAACUACCGAACAGAUCGGUAAUGCAUAUGGAAUUGCGGUGCUUUCUGUGAUGGUAAUCACAACUCAUAUGGUCACUCUCAUAAUGCUAUUCAUUUGGAAAACAAGCAUCUGGCUGGUAGCACUAUUCUAUAUAGUGUUAGCUUCAAUUGAAUUAACAUAUUUAUCGGCAGUCCUAUCUAAAUUCACAAAAGGAGGUUACCUUCCAGUGGCAUUAGCGCUAAUUCUUAUGGCAGUGAUGGGUAUAUGGCACUAUGUUCACAAGAAAAGAUAUAUGUUUGAGCUUAAAAACAAAACGUCUGGCGAGUUUGUCAGAGAUCUUGUCAAGAACGAAAAUGUAAACAGAAUUCCUGGAAUAGGUCUUCUAUACUCCGAGCUCGUACAAGGCAUCCCACCGAUAUUCCCACACUUUAUUGCCAAUAUACCAUCCAUACACUCAGUCUUGGUGUUUGUUUCGAUAAAACGGAUCCCAGUCAGUAAAGUGGCAGCCGAGGAACGUUUUCUUUUCAGACAGGUUGAACGGAAAGACUACCGAAUGUUCCGUUGUGUGGCACGUUACGGAUAUAAUGAUGCUGUCGCAAAAUCAGAAGAGUUUGAGCAAGAUUUGGUCCAAAAUAUGAAAGAGUUCAUCCAAUAUGAGUCUUACGUUCUGGAAUAUGGAUCUACUGAAAAUACAAAUACAAACCAGUUAGCUGCAGAAGUGGUUAGCGUGCCCCAUUCCGGUCAGAUUGCAGCUGCUGGAACUCCGUCAUCGAAUUCAUCCAGUGGAAUUCAUACUGCGCCGCUCGUAGAUGCUGACAAAGAGAUAGAGUUUGUACAGAAAGCAAUGGAAAAGGGUGUGGUGUACCUACUGGGAGAAACAGAAGUGGUGGCAGAGGAGAAUUCCUCUAUACUAAAGCGGGCAGUGGUUAACUACUUCUACCAUUUCCUGAGAAAGAAUCUUAGGGAAAGUGACAAGUUGUUGUCGAUCCCAAAUCGCAAGCUUCUUAAGGUGGGUAUGACAUAUGAGAUAUAAACUAUCUUUUGAAGCUGGUCUCUUACCACAGGGUCAUCUAAACCAACAAUGGCUCAUAAUUGGGUGUGUGUGUGCAUGUGUGCAGCUUACACUUGAGUGCUGCUUAAAAGCAAUUAUACGUAUAUAAAAGGUUUAAUGUUUGUUUCCUUGAAGUUAAUUAGUCCGGGUGGUGGUUUUUGUUGUAAGUUGAAUAUUUUUGUUUCUUCUUCAAGUUGCUACGUGGCAACUAACAUGGUGAAGUAUUAUCUCUAAUUCUCUAUAUGCUCAAAUAUCGGGUUAUGAUUGUCUA